Molecule: messenger RNA, 420 nt
Organism: Dovyalis caffra
Lineage: Eukaryota; Viridiplantae; Streptophyta; Magnoliopsida; Malpighiales; Salicaceae
Source: the annotation of a GenBank genome assembly
AUGCAUGGAGAGAAAGAGAGGAUUGGUAGUGUAGUACUAUACCGUGAUCAACAGUGCCACAAAGAACUUAGUCGAGUCAGUGGGCACCGUGACAGAGUAGAAGGUGAGUGGCAAAUCAAUGACAAGAGGAGUGGAGACAAGCUUGGCAUUAGUCAUAUAUUGGAUGUUAGUGGAACAAGUUCCCAUGUCCCAUUUCGGAUAAGUACACCAUAUUCAUUUGACAUUGAUGUAUACCACUUGGGGUCUUUUAUGGCUAGAAUUUUUGAUGUGGGUUGCAAGUCAGGGUCAGCAUGUGUUGGAGGAAUAUGCAUAGGGGGCAUUGAAGUAGAGGUCAUCGACGGUAUGCCAAGCAUUGGUAGAAAAGAGAUUGAAGGACACCAUUGGGACAGGGUGUCGAUGGAUAGACGGUCAAGUGAAUAG